Molecule: messenger RNA, 1825 nt
Organism: Photinus pyralis (common eastern firefly)
Lineage: Eukaryota; Metazoa; Arthropoda; Insecta; Coleoptera; Lampyridae
Product: frizzled-10-like
Exons: 5
Coding region: 210-1625 (471 amino acids)
Biological process (GO): canonical Wnt signaling pathway; non-canonical Wnt signaling pathway
Cellular component (GO): plasma membrane
Molecular function (GO): Wnt-protein binding; Wnt receptor activity
Source: RefSeq, a predicted model, not a curated record
GUAGGACUAGCACUCACGGCACUCUUGUGAAGUUUUAUCUUUGAAGCGGUCGUUUCGCCGCGGCAUGUUCAUUUGUAAACUGAGUUUCUUGAAGAAAACAACGUUCUACGCUCGACCUCCAACAUGAAACGUGACAGAGUUUCAUUAAGUUUUAUAACAAAUUAAAGUUUAGUGUUAUAUAAUCAUUUUUGUAAACGUAGACGUGGAAAAUGACGGUGCGGAUCGUCGUAUUGUUGUUGUUUAUUUGUGCGGCCGUCGCCUUCUCCGAUUCGGCGAUGCCUCGAUGUGAAAAGAUAUCAACAACUUUGUGUCAGCACUUGGGAUACAACACGACGAUGAUGCCUAACUUUAUGGGACACGAAGAUCAAAGGGACGCCGCUUCGGGACUCGAAGUCUACAAGGACCUCCUAAAUCAUAACUGUUCGUCAUUCUUGCGCCUCUUUGUUUGCUCCGUUUUCAUACCGUUAUGCUCGGAGCACGUCCCCGGAGCGAUACCGGCCUGCCGCGGCCUCUGCGAGGAAGUCAAGAGGGACUGUUUCGCAACACUUCAACACGCGCGCGUCGGAUGGCCCGCCGAAUUGGAUUGCUCGAAGUUUCCGGAGCCGCCUAAUCUUUGCAUGCAGCAGCCGUCCGAGGACGACUUGAAAGACGUUUCGAGCGAGCACUUCCACAGCUUCAAGAAUGCGUCGCAGUUGUGCUCCCCGGGCUCGAUUUUGGGAAGCAAUCGAAUGUGCCUUAAGAAGUGCGAUAACAAUGAUACCUACAGCUACGGGGAUAAAAGGGUUUAUAGCGCCUGGAGUAUGUUUUGGACCUUCGCGUGCCUUAUAAUCACCACAUUUACCUUACAAACGUUCCUGACCCAACCGAAACGUUUCCGGUGGCCGGCCAGACCGAUCCUAUAUCUGUCGUUCUGCGGAUUCAUUAAGGCGGUUGUCUAUCUGAUACGUUGGAUUGUAGGGCCGUUUAUCUGUCUAGGUGCGACAGUAUUGGAGAAACCAACCGAUAGCCUGGGCUGUACCUCGGUCGCGCUUCUCAUAGUUUACUUAGAUGUCGCCACCACUCUGUGGUGGACGAUCUUCUGCUUCGUAUGGUACCUGAGCGCCGCAAAGGAGUGGUCGACGGAAGCGUUGGAGAAAAUCUCCGCAAGACUGCACGCGUUCGCGUGGGCUCUCUCAACAAUACCGUUAGUGUUCAUUUUAAUUACGAGAGACAUUCGACUCGACGAACUUACAGGUUUCUGUGAAAUCUUCAGCAUCCCCCUGACGAUUGCACAACUGUGCGUCGCAGGUGUCGGUUGCUGUUUAGCCGCGUUUACCUCCGUCGCGCUUAAAAACGUGCGCAGGGCACUCAUGUACGAAGGCAGGAGCCCGUUCAAAUUAGAAAGGUUGAUAUUGCGACUCGGUAUUAUUAGUUUAGGUAUUUGCGUCUGUACUUGUUUUAGUUUAAUUUGCAACUUUUUUGAGAAUUUCUACGUCACUCUAUUGAAAAUCAGUUUGCAAUUCUUGGGUGCUAUUAUAUCCUCGUCUUGGGUGUUUUCAUCGAAGACUUUCAAAAAUUGGAAUAAAGUAUUACGACCAAAGUCGUGUCAAAAAAUAUUAACUCAUCUGCCUUCUACUAAGGUGUAAAAUGACAAAUAUGUCGAUAUUCAACACGUGUGAUAUUAAUUAAGGUUAGUUUUAAGCAGUAUUAAUAAAAUUGUUGAAGAUGAAGCUCAAAGCUAUAUUGUAACUAUUUGUGAAUAAUACUUUUAACACUGUAUUUUUCUGUACAUUUUGUAAGCAGUCAGGUACUGCACGCUUGAAUUAAUAUAAUAAGUACAAUGUUU